AUGACAAGUAGCAAUACUGAAGGUGAGCUUUGCAAAUCAAGAACAACUCGUUGGGCAGAUGUAGAAGCUGAAGAAGAUGAUUUAGAUAUGACAAUACCAAGUGCAAGGUGUGAAGUUGAUAAGAGUUCUAUUAAUACAGGAGAACUUCCUGUGAAUAUAGAUAAGAGUAGAUCUGACAAUAAUCGUAGAAGAUACAAAACUACUCAAAAUAAAAUAGAGCAUAAUAACAAAAAGAAUUUACUAAAUUUACCUAAAGAUCCUCCAUUUAUUUUAAGACUUGCAAAUUUAGACUACAAUCUGCAGCAAAGCGAUAUAGUGGACUUUUUUAAAUCUCACAAUAUUGAAACUACUACCGUCAAACUUUCAACAAAAAAUGGAAAUAACGAUGGGACAGCAAUUGUUGAAUUUGGAAAUUAUGAAGAUCUUGAAACUACUGCUAAUCAAUAUGAUGGUUUUGUAAUUGGAUCUAGAAGUAUCCGUGUAACUGCUGCUUGGACAAGAAAUAAAUUGGGAGAACGUCAUAACCGUGGAAAUAAUGCAGGAAAUAAUACUUUGACACAAUCUGGAGUAUUAUCUGCAUCUAGGAGUCAGAGAGACAAUAGGAAUCAUACCCAAUCUCGCCGUGAAUUAUCUCCUGACUUUACAAUUGUACGUAAGAAUGUAAAAAGUGAGAAUGCAAAGAAUAAUACAUUUCCUGAAGAGCCGAAAAAGGAUGUCAAUACACCUUCAGUAGGAUUUAAUACUGGAGUCACUACAAAAGAUCAAGGUGAACGCCCAAAACUUAAUCUAAAACCAAGAUCUAAGCCACUUGAAAAUGGAAAUAAUAUAGUUGAAGUAUACAAUGAAGCAAAAUCACGAAUAUUUGGAUCUGCAAGACCUGUUCAACAAAAUAUUGAGGUAAAAAGAAAGUCUGAAGUUCAAUCCGGAGUUCAACCAACCUCUGAAGGCAGGACGGGUACCAGUAAUUAUCAAAAACAAGUGACAAAUCCUCAAGCUUCUAACGAAAGGAGAUGGAGUUUUAAUAAUCAAAAAGACAAGGGAAGAUACAGUAAAGGAUAUGGAGAUGUAUAUUCACGAGACUCACAACAUUCUAAAUCUAAAAAUCAAAAGGGAAAUGAUAAUCAGGAUGUAGAUCGCAGUAUGACUCUAUCUAAUACUAAUCUGACAGACAACACACCUAAAGAAGUUAGUUAUAAUCACCAAUCUAAUAAAAGUGAGGUAGAGUCCAGACGUACAAAAUACAACUCAAUAAAUAAUAAUCGCCACAUAAACCAAGGAUCCAAGUGGUCUGGAAGUAAAAAUAGAAAUGACUCUGCUAAUAAGGGACACGUAGAAACAAGAAAUAGGUUUGCUGCACUAGAUGAGAGUUAG
Molecule: messenger RNA, 1371 nt
Organism: Cryptosporidium muris RN66
Lineage: Eukaryota; Apicomplexa; Conoidasida; Eucoccidiorida; Cryptosporidiidae
Product: RNA recognition motif. family protein
Exons: 1
Coding region: 1-1371 (456 amino acids)
Molecular function (GO): RNA binding
Source: RefSeq, a predicted model, not a curated record